GCUCUGCCUGUCACUGGCAGCGGCACUCUGCACAAUGCACAGACAGCAGCAGCAGAGCUGAGACAGCGCUGCCAGGGAGGAGUCCUGAGCCCACCAGGAGCCCCUGGCACUGCCUCACCCUCUCCUUACUGUCCCUCUCUCUCUCCCUGCCUGCUACUGAUCCGGGGAUCCCCUGCCUGCAAUGCCCAUAAGUCUGAGCUGCUGCUGGCUGCAGUGAGAAGGAGAAGAACUGCCAGCAAGUGCUGCUGCUGUGUCCGGGGCUCAGGAUCUUCUCCUUCUUCUGCUGCUGCUUUACCCAUCCCUGUGCUGGAGCAGCACACACAUACCCAAGCACAUAGACCCGCACCCACAUCUUUCCCUAGGAUCCCAGUUUAUUCCACAGCCUCCCACGCUGCCUUUCCCCCCCACACAGUUCUGCAUGGUGAUUCUGGAAGGAAGGGUGGGCAAUCCAGCAUGAGACGAGGAUGAUGCCAGCAAGGAAAGGUCCGGAGAGCAGAUACCCCCUGCACUAUCUGGUGUGGCACAAUAAAUACCGGGAGCUUGAGAAGGAGAUCCCGGAGAAGCAGGACCAGAUUGAACAGGUGGACCCCCGGGGACGGACCCCCCUGCAUCUUGCUACUACGUUAGGUUACCUGGACUGUGCCAGAGUACUGCUGAACCAUGGAGCUGAUGUCAGCAAGGAGAACCGCAAUGGAUGGACUGUGCUGCAGGAGGCCGUCAGCACACGCGACCUAGAAUUGGUCCGGUUGAUUUUACGGCAUCGUGACUACCAAAGGACCAUUAAGCGCCUGGCAGGGAUACCCGUCUUAUUGGAGAAACUACGCAAGGCACAGGACUUUUAUGUAGAAAUGAAAUGGGAGUUUACCAGCUGGGUGCCCCUGGUCUCCAAGAUCUGUCCCAGUGACACUUACAAGGUUUGGAAGAGUGGGCAGAACCUACGUGUGGACACCACCCUGCUUGGGUUUGAUCAUAUGACUUGGCAACGAGGGAACCGCAGUUUUAUCUUCAGGGGACAAGACACUAGCGCCGUGGUCAUGGAAAUUGAUCAUGACAGAAGAGUUGUCUUCUCUGAAACUCUGACGUUAGGUUCUCAGGACCAAGAAGUUCUGCUGGCUGCUGUGCAGCCCACCGAAGAACAGGCCAUGAGCCGCCUGACAGCCCCUGUGGUCACUACUCAGCUGGACACCAAGAACAUUGCCUUUGAGAGAAACAAAUCAGGAAUCCUGGGGUGGAGGAGCGAGAAAACUGAGGUUAUCAGUGGCUAUGAGUCCAAGGUCUAUGGAGCUUCCAAUGUAGAAUUAAUUACUAGAACCCGCACAGAACAUUUAUCAGACCAGCACAAGGGAAAGAGCAAAGGCAGUAAAACCCCUCUGCAAUCAUUCCUAGGGAUAGCUGAGCAGCACGUAGGACCAAACAAUGGGCAGACAUUAAUCACCCAGACUUUUAGCCAGACCAACCCAACAGCCAUCACACCAGAUGAAUACUUUGACCCUAACUUUGAGCUGGGACACCGGGACAUGGGGAGGCCGAUGGAGCUCACUACCAAAACUCAGAAGUUUAAAGCCAAACUCUGGUUGUGUGAGGACCACCCCUUGUCCUUAUCAGAACAGGUGGCGCCUAUCAUUGACCUCAUGGCAAUAAGCAAUGCACUUUUUGCAAAACUUCGUGACUUUAUCACUCUCAGGCUACCCCCGGGAUUCCCUGUCAAAAUUGAAAUUCCUAUAUUCCACAUCCUGAAUGCACGCAUCACAUUUGGGAACCUGAAUGGAUGUGAUGAGCCAGUAUCAUCCCUUCGUCAGAGCCCCAGCAGUGAGGCCCCCUCUCCAAGUAGUGACUCCUGCAGUGUUAGCAGCACCAGCUCUAUAAGUAUGACGCCAAAGCAGGGGGAGACGGGACAGAGGGACUCCAACACAUCUGGACGUGGAUGUGAAAUGGACCAGUCUCUGUUUGAAGCCCCUCGAGGGUACAGUGUGGUUGGGAGUUAUCGUGAAACCAUGCGAGAGGAGGAGGAUGACCUGCUCCAAUUUGCCAUCCAGCAGAGUUUGCUAGAAGCUGGUAGUGAAUAUGACCAGGUAACCAUUUGGGAAGCUCUUACAAACAGCAAACCAGGAACAAACCCAAUGUCAAACGAAGGGCGGAAAGGAGAGAGAACCCCCCAGCACACACAGCCAUGCAGCCCCCCACAUACAGUUUCUAGCAACGUAUUCACCACUUAUCAGGAGCAACUGCGGAUAGCCAUGGAGCUCUCAUCCAAGGAACUGGAGGAAGAGGAGAAGCUGAAGCAGCAAGAAGAGGAAGAGCUGGAAAGGAUCCUACAGCUCUCCUUAACUGAGAAAUAGCUGGACAUCAACUUUAUAAGACAAGCACCCAAGGAGGUCUAGCCAAUUUACCGAAGGACUCACUUGGGGAGGCAAGGGUCUAGACCGUUGUCUAAAACAUUCAUCAGGGACAGCAAUGGGUGCAUAAUUCUGUUACACACAAUGCAUUGCAACAUGAGCCAGCAACAGGGGUCACACCACUGUAGCCUUUUGUUGACAUACUUCCCACUCUCCCAGAUUUAGGAAGUGUCAAAUGAACUGAUGUAAUUUAACAGAACACAGACACUAGGUACAAACUCCGAGUGGGCGGGGUCACCCUAUCAUGCCAUAGUGGAUAGGUUGAUUGUUAUAUCCUUUUUGCUACUGGAGGUAAAAGCAGGAUACUGACGUAAUUAUGGAUUGUAAACUCUCCAGCAGCAAACUGGUUUAUUUUAACAGUAUGAUAAUCCAACAGGAGAUGGACAUCCUGUAAUAGUGGCCUCCACACAGGGCUGUAGUCGGAUGUUAAGAAAAUGUUUGGAGAUUGUGUGCGCAAUAUAUGUUUAUUCUUUAAUUAUCAGGGUCAGUUCUAUGUUAGUGGUAUCAAAUUAUGACAAAAAGUAUAUUAAAUGUUUCUGAAUUUCUGCAACAGAAGACAGAGAGAAGCUUGUUUUCUCCUCCUACAACCUCCCAGAAACGACGCCACAUGUUUCUGGAUGAUGUGCAGUUACCACAAAUUCCACAAAUGGACUGAAAAUUGGGGUUUUCCUUUCAUAUAAAUUAAAAAAAUUCCAUGUUUGAUGUAAAAUAAAAUGGUAAUAAAAGGAGCUGCCACCUCAGAACCGUUAA
Messenger RNA from Pseudophryne corroboree (corroboree frog), 3146 nucleotides. RefSeq names its product ankyrin repeat domain 13B (gene ANKRD13B). Gene Ontology annotation, cellular component: cytoplasm. The transcript has 15 exons. Gene Ontology annotation, molecular function: protein binding. NCBI's taxonomy places the organism in Eukaryota, Metazoa, Chordata, Amphibia, Anura, Myobatrachidae. The coding region runs from base 465 to 2339 and encodes 624 amino acids. The record is from RefSeq and is a predicted model, not a curated record.